Messenger RNA from Nestor notabilis (Kea), 415 nucleotides. RefSeq names its product membrane magnesium transporter 1 (gene MMGT1). Gene Ontology annotation, cellular component: EMC complex; plasma membrane; early endosome. The record is from RefSeq and is a predicted model, not a curated record. The transcript has 3 exons. NCBI's taxonomy places the organism in Eukaryota, Metazoa, Chordata, Aves, Psittaciformes, Psittacidae. The annotation marks the transcript as partial.
AUCGCUCGUACAUGAGAUUAACAGAAAAGGAAGAUGAAACGUUGCCCAUAGAUAUAGUUCUUCAGACUCUGUUAGCCUUUGCAGUUACCUGCUAUGGGAUAGCACAUAUCGCAGGAGAGUUUAAAGACAUGGAUGCCACUUCAGAACUAAAAAAUAAGACAUUUGACACAUUAAGGAACCAUCCAUCUUUUUAUGUAUUUAAUCAUCGUGGUAGAGUAUUGUUCCAGUCCCCAGACACAGCGAAUUCCUCUUCAAACCAAGAUGCUUUGUCAUCCAGCUCAGCACUGAAAUUCCGGAAGCUGGAACCUCUGCGCCGCUGAGGCUUUCCCAGAUGCUGGUGGUGACCCAGGACACUGAGAUGUAAUAUUCAAGUCGGGGAUGUAAACACUUUUUUUAAUUUCUGGAGCAGUAUUUA